GUUCCAGUUUGGGUUGUGACGUCACGCGACGCUGCUGUUCUUGUACAUGUCCAAACAUUGUAGGAAAUAAACAAUAAGUAGCGCGGGUGGUAAGCGUAGGAUCCCGGGAAAUUGUAUUGACCAGCUUAUUUUCUGAUCGUAGAAACGUGGAAAUUACAAAAUUCAACCGAACGAAUUUCUGUCAAACUCGACUAAUCACUUCUUUUUGACUACUCACCUCUGAAGUCAGGGAAGGUAACAAAGAAGGGAUCUGAUGGAGAGUGCAUUCACCCUGCGGGUGAGCGUAUCCUCGGAUCAGGGUGGUAGAAAAUACAUGGAGGAUGUCACCCAGAUAUUAGUAGAGCCAGAGCCGGGGGAUGACGAAUUACUCUGGGUGGAGGAGGCAGAGGAUGGAGCCCUGUCCGCCAACAAGCCCUAUGAUCACUCUAGAGGAAAGCCGGCUAAAGCCGGGAAGGGUACAGCGAAUGGAGUGACCACAAAAAAGCAAUCCAUUGCUUUCUUCGCUGUUUACGAUGGGCACGGAGGUCGGGAAGCUGCUCAUUUUGCCAGGGACCACCUAUGGGGCUUUCUAAAAAAACAAAGGGGAUUUAUGUCCAAAGAUUCAGAGGAAGUUUGUGCAGCAAUCCGAAAGGGCUUUGUGUCUUGCCACCAUGCUAUGUGGAAAAAGCUCCCUGAAUGGCCAAAGACAAUGACUGGACUCCCCAGCACUUCGGGAACAACAGCCAGUGUUGUAAUCAUCCGGGGCAACAAGAUGUAUGUAGCCCAUGUGGGAGACUCUGGGGUUGUCCUAGGAUUCCAACACAACUCUAAAGACAUAGUAAGGGCUGUAGAAGUUACACAGGACCACAAACCCGAGCUUCCCCGGGAGAGAGAGAGAAUUGAAGGCCUUGGUGGCAGUGUUAUUAACAAAUCUGGAGUAAAUAGAGUGGUGUGGAAAAGACCUCGGUUAACUCACAAUGGUCCUGUAAGGCGAAGUACGGUGAUUGACCAAAUUCCUUUUUUGGCAGUGGCUCGUGCCCUUGGAGAUCUUUGGAGCUAUGAUUUCUACAGUGGCGAGUUUGUGGUGUCCCCAGAACCGGAUACAAGUGUUCACAUAAUUGAUCCUCAGAAGCAUAAGUACAUCAUCUUAGGCAGUGAUGGACUCUGGAACAUGGUGUCUGCUCAGGAUGCCAUAUCCAUAUGCCAGGAGCAGGAAAAUGCUUGCUUGGCUGGUGAAUAUGGCCAUUCAUCUGCAAAGAUUCUUGUGAAUAGAGCACUGACACAAUGGAGGCAUCGAAUGCUGCGUGCUGACAACACUAGCGCUAUUGUGAUUUGCAUCUCUUCUCUACAAGGAAAGCAGAGGUGCUGCUGUAAUGAGGAGCUGUUUCUAAAUUUGGCAGAAAGUCCAAAUUACAACAGCCAGGACAUGAUUCUCUCCUCGUCUUCCUCUCCGUGCUCUACACCACCUAUCAAGUUCUUGGAGGAUGAACCAUGGUGGAGGUUAACAUUUUCUGAGCCCAUCCCUUCACUUAUUCGUAGGAAUGCCUUCUCGGAAAGCUAUAUAAAAUGGGGCAGUGAGUCAGGAAAGCAAAGAACACCUGUUACUUCUUCCCCUACACCAGGAUGUUCAGAUUUAAGUGAAGAUAAGAGCAGCCUAUCUCAGUGGUCGCUGGACUCCCCAAGCAUCUCACCCUCAAUAUGCCUCUUCCCUGGACCUUCCUCUGCUAGUGGUGCUGAUAAUAAAACUGCAAAAUUUUCAGCUAGUAGUCAGGACAAAAAGGCUGAAACUGAGCAAAUGGCUUCCCUGAAACGGACGCUGGAGGAGUCCAAUAGUGGACCUGCCAUGAAAAAACCAAAACGGAGCUUGGCCAGGAAUGGAGCUGUACAGACAGAGGGCCCUUCCAUUUCACCAAAGCGCAAAACAAUAGACAAAGUCAUUAUGAGGCGCAGCCUCAGAGGCCAAAAGAAGCUAGGACAUCCCUUAUUACAACAGCACAGAAAAUCUAUAUGUGUGUGUUAAUCUUUUUUUCAUACUUUUUUUUUUGUGUAUAAAUGAAAAUCUAUGUCCUUGUGUAUUUUAUUACCGUGUAUAAUGUUUAAGGGUUGUUUUUUUUUUGUUUUGUUUUUAAAGCAGCACUUCCUAUUUAUACACCUUCAAUUUUUUUUUGAAUGGAUGUGUUGUUCAACCUCUUCACUCCUUUAGAAUUUUCCAUGCUGUCUUAACAGCGCUGGGCUUUUAAUGCCCUUAAGACUGCAUGGAAUGUCCUAUGUUAUUUGGCAGCCUGCAUUCUCCUGCUUUAAGGAAAAGGUUGAUCUAAAUGGGGAGUGUGCCUAGCAUUGUAGGCAGUCCCCCAUGAUCCGAUCCCUGUGAAAUCACAUGAUUGCAUAGAUCUCGUUAUUUCGUUUUUCAAGCAAGUGUUGGGAACUUUGUUUUGAUGUUAAACACUUGGCCGCUUUCUUGAGAUCAGAAGUCCAAACCACUUGCAAAAAUGACAAAUUAUUGCUGUUCUUUUUUUUUUUAUAUCCUGAGAAAUUGGGGAUUACUAUUAUUGAUUCAAAUACUGCAUGACGAUGCAUGUGUUUACUUUCCAUAAUGUCUGUGGAACCCCACCCCUUUUUAAAUGGUGUGGUGUGUUUAACAAAUCCAGCAAAGUGAAAAUUAAACUGAUUCUGACAUGCUACAUAGAAAUACUAAGGAUGACUGAGAAAUUACUUUUAUUUAUAUAAAAAAAGGUUUUAUAAAUGAAGAUAAUUUUAAACAAUGACUGAAAAUGUACUUUUUUUUCUUAUAUAGGCAUUUUAAAAUGAAAUUAUUUCAUAUGCAUUUUAAAUACUCCAUUGUUGUGCAAUGACCUAAUGAAUUGGAAGUUGGCUUCUUGGAGACAAGCAUCUAAAAAAAUGUUAAAAAUUAUUUAUGCAGUGUCAACUCUAUAGGAUUAAGAUAAUGCAAAAACAAAAAAUCUAUUUAUCAAAAUGUCUGCCCACUGCCAGUUAUAGACUUGCAUAGUUUCUCUAAACUGUUUCUAAUUUAAACUCCUUAUUUUUACCAUUAUGUUAACGCUUCGAUUCUAACUUAAAAAAUCUAUAGUAAAAUGUUAAACCCAAAAUCGCCAAGAAUCAAGCAACAGUGCUAUACAACCUGAGUUUCCUGUUCUGUCAUAAAAUGGAAAUAUAUUACUUCACUGUUGCCAUGCGUGGUCUGCCCAAUUAUGCUGCUUUUAUUUAUUUUUUUAUAGCUAUUGCUGUGGUACUUUGCUACAGAAUAUUUUAUAAUCAAUUCUACAAAUUUAAAUUUAGCUAUUAUUCAUUAUACAGCAAAUAUUUCUGAUUUAGAUGGCCCUGUAUGAUAUCUACACCAUAUUCCUACAAUAGUGUGUUGUUUUUUUUCUUGGUGUCAGAUUCAGUUUUUUAUAUAUAUAUAUAUAUUUUUAAAUAUAUUGACAAUGAAUUUUGGAUCAGGGACAUUUUCGCAGCAACUUGUUAUUAAGAAGAAUAUAUUUUCAUAAAACAAAAAAACCUCAGAGCAGUCUUCUACACAAAACACUAGAUUAUUUUCCCUUUUUAUUGUUACAUUUUUAAUAUUAAAACUUGUCAAAAUUAAGAGAUUUGUGGGAUUGAUAUUUCUAUGCCUCGUAAUUUCUAUAACUUUUUUUUUUUACCACUGGAUGGUACUUUAUAUGGGGGGGUAUUUUAUGCAACAAUUGAAGAGUCAAGACCAUUAGAUAAUCACUGCUUUCGAUAUUCUAGAUAUAUUGAAAGCUUUCAGAUUGCUAAUGUGAUCUUUGUACUUGGAUCAUUUUAGAGUAGCUGGGUCUUGCUGCAUGAGCAAUAGAGGUUUUUUCUUUUUGGGCCUAUGUAAUUGAUGGCGUUGCAGCAGUCCAGCUUGUACUUACAUGCUGCAGAGCAUCCUAAUAGAGGUUAAGUUAUUUUAUCAUAUGCGUGAAACAAUGGGGAAAGCAGAUUGUAUAACUAUGUAAACCUUGUGUACAGUAUGUUCACCUAAAUAAAACUUGAGAAAACA
Molecule: messenger RNA, 4000 nt
Organism: Bombina bombina (fire-bellied toad)
Lineage: Eukaryota; Metazoa; Chordata; Amphibia; Anura; Bombinatoridae
Gene: PPM1D
Product: protein phosphatase, Mg2+/Mn2+ dependent 1D
Exons: 6
Coding region: 254-1999 (581 amino acids)
Biological process (GO): protein dephosphorylation
Cellular component (GO): nucleus; cytosol
Molecular function (GO): mitogen-activated protein kinase binding; cation binding; protein serine/threonine phosphatase activity
Source: RefSeq, a predicted model, not a curated record